GAUCUAUUUAAUGCUGGAAUAAGACCUGCUAUUAAUGUGGGUAUCUCUGUUUCCCGAGUGGGGUCUGCAGCUCAAAUUAAAGCCAUGAAAAAGGUAGCUGGUAAAUUAAAAUUAGAACUCGCCCAAUUCGCUGAAUUAGAAGCCUUUGCCCAAUUUGCUUCUGAUCUUGAUCGAGCUAGUCAAAAUCAAUUAGCAAGAGGUCAACGAUUGCGCGAAUUGCUUAAACAAUCCCAAUCCGCUCCUCUGACGGCGGCAGAGCAAAUUAUUACUAUUUAUGCUGGAAUAAAUGGGUAUCUUGAUUCAUUAGAACUUGGACAGAUCAGCAAAUUUCUUAUUGAGUUAUAUACUUACUUCAAAACUAAUAAACCUCAGUUCCAAGAAAUCAUAUCGUCUACCAAUACAUUUACCGAUGAAGCAGAAGCCCUUUUGAAAAAAGCUAUUCCGGACCAAAAGGAUCGGUUUCUACUUCAAGAAAAACUUUAAAUAAGUACUUCAAUCAAAAAAAUUCAAACACAAUAGAAAGAUAUGGAAAAAUUGCGCCCAAUAGGAUUUGAACCUAUACCAAAGGUUUAGAAGACCUAUGUCCUAUCCAUUAGACAAUGGACGCUUUGGUGCUUCUUUUUUGCGUCUUACCCCUCAAAAUUAUUUGUAACAAUAAAUAAUUAGAUCGGAUUCUAGGUGAUCUUUUUUUAUUGUCUAUUCCUAUUCCCCUUUAAAAAUAUUCUCAUUAAUGAGCAUCUCCAAAUAAAUCUUUCAAAUAAUAAUCAAAUAAUAAUUUUUUUAUUCCAUUUUUAUUCAAUAUGAAAUUCAAAAUGAUUUUCUACUUCCUUAGAAAACAACGCCCGGUUGAGUAAGGACCGGGCCGUGCGAACAAGAAUAGCCUUUUCAACAUUUAAAUAAUUGAGUAAAAAAUCAAAACAAAACAUCUUAUAACUCUUAAUUUAGAUUUUUAUAAAAUAAUAUAAUAAAAAUAUUUAAAUAAUAGAUUGAAAAGCAUAAUCAAAAUAAAAAAAAUUACUUAGUUCUAUGUUUAUUAUAAAAUAAGAAUUCUCUAAAUAAAAUUUGGAGAGAUGGCUGAGUGGACGAAAGCGUCGGAUUGCUAAUCCGGUGUACGAGUUUUUCGUACCGAGGGUUCGAAUCCCUCUCUUUCCAUUUUUGUGGAUCGUAUUAUUUCUUUUUUUUUUUUUUUUUUAUUUGCAAAUUCGUUUUAUUUUAUUCUUCACGUCCAGGAUUACGCCUUGGAUCAUUAGAUAGGAACCCAAAGAUAAAUAGAGAAACAAAAAAGAUGACUACUGUGUAUACGAAGAGUUUGAGAGUAAGCAUUACAAACCUCCAAUAUUUUUUAUUGAAAAAAAAAUAAAUAGAAUAUAUUUUCUAUUUUGAGACCACAUAGGUACUAUAAGGUACCAAGAAAGAAAGUUGAAAUAGAGUUAAUUUUCUAAAGAAAAAAAUUUCAUAAAUCAAAUUGAAAUAAGAGUUUACCAAAUUAAAUAUGGGGAAUGGUCCUAAUCCUAGUAGAGUCUUUUACUAUAAAAAAAAGCUUUAAAAAGCAAGGAAGUUCUUAUUCUUAUUUUACUCAAUUUGUUUAAUUAAGUAUUUCAUCGAAAACUAACAACAGCCUGCCAAACAAAAGCUAAAAGAAAAAAAAGAACAGGUAUUAUUGGCAUAAAAUCGACGAUUGGAUUCAAAAAAGCAUAAGAUUCGGGCAAUUUGCCGAAUAAAAAACUACUUGAAUAGAAGACAGAAUUAAGACAGAUAAAACUAAGCAUAAAAGACAUGUUUUUUUUGAUAAUGAAUUAUUAAGAUAUGAUUUUUAUAAAAUUAAUAUAAAAACAUUAUAUUGAAUUCGUAGGGCGGGCGCAAAAUAUUGAUUCCUCUUUUUAAUUGAACCCUUCACAAUGACUAGAAAUAUUUCAAUAUUUAUAAUACACUAUAAUAGAAUAUAGACAAUAUAAUAAUAUACAAAAGAAAUAAAUUAACACAUAAAAAAAACCAGAACCAUAGAAUCAAAUUGAUAUCCAUUUUAAAUUCAAUAGACAAAAAUAAAAUGGUUAUUUAAUUUUUGAAGUGUUGAAGUGGGGCGUGGCCAAGUGGUAAGGCAACGGGUUUUGGUCCCGGAAUUCGGAGGUUCGAAUCCUUCCGUCCCAAAUCUUUUUGAUCUUAUUAUUUCUAUCGAAUAGAAAUAGUCUAUUGAGAUAGAAAUAAUAGAGAGAAAAUAAUCUAUCUACCUAAAUAAAAUAUAUAGAAAACCUAAAAGGAUAGUAUGUUUAGAGACAACUCAAACCAAUACUAGAACCUAUGACUAUUAAAGAUUCCCUGAUUUAAUCAAGUACAUAUUGGUUCCAAAUUCUAAGAAAGAAUAUUAUGGUCCAACGUGGUUUGCAACGAUGUGGUAUAAAUCAACAUGUCACUUUAAAGAUGAAAACCAAGAUCCGUUAUCUUGUUACAUCCACCAUUUUUUUUUUAUAAAUAAAAUAAUAGGUUAUUGGCUUUAUAGCAGUGAAUUUGUUCCAUAUGAUCUAAAUAAUGCUAUUUUGUAAUAGAAAGAGAUUUUGAUGUAUAUAGUUUAUAUAGUUAUAGUUAUGGUUUUUUUUGUAUAAAAAAAGGAGGAACUUAAAAUAGAUUUACAACUAGAGAGAUCGAAAGAACAGAAUUUCCUUUAUCCACUUUUAUUUCAGGAGUAUAUUUAUGUCCUUGUUCAUGAUCGUGCUUUAAGUGGUUUAAAAGGGUCAAUUUCUGCUGAAAAUAUAGUAUAUAAAAAAAAAUUUAGUUUUCAA
Cuscuta europaea is the source of this 2777-nucleotide messenger RNA. The record is from the annotation of a GenBank genome assembly. NCBI's taxonomy places the organism in Eukaryota, Viridiplantae, Streptophyta, Magnoliopsida, Solanales, Convolvulaceae.